Molecule: messenger RNA, 638 nt
Organism: Morus notabilis
Lineage: Eukaryota; Viridiplantae; Streptophyta; Magnoliopsida; Rosales; Moraceae
Product: ankyrin repeat-containing protein NPR4-like
Exons: 1
Coding region: 1-627 (208 amino acids)
Source: RefSeq, a predicted model, not a curated record
AUGAAGGAGGUUGGGUCAAUAGUAACACCUGCGCAACACAUAUUUACAAACAAGGACUUUCUUCGACCAGAACAACUGUUUACAGAAAACCACAAGGAUUUGGUAAUUGCAGGAGAAAAAUGGAUGAAGGACACAUCAGGUUCUUGUUCUGUUUUGGGUGCUCUAAUUGUUACCAUCACAUUUGCUGCGGCAUUCACAGUUCCUGGUGGUAACGAUCAAAAUAUGGGCUUUCCUAUAUUCAGGAACAAACAAUUGUUCAAGGUUUUCUUUAUAUCAGAUGCAAUCUCACUGUUUGCGUCAACAACAUCAGUUUUAAUGUUCCUAGGAAUCCUCACAUCACGUUAUGCAGAAGAAGAUUUCUUGAAAUCCUUGCCAACAAAGAUGAUAAUAGGCCUCUCCACCCUAUUUUUCUCAAUAGCAACCAUGAUGAUAGCAUUUUGUGCUGCAGUUUCCGUUAUGCUUCCAGAGACAUGGAUUGUUCUUCUCGUCUGCUUACUUGCAAGUGUUCCGAUUGCCUCAUUUAUAAGGAUACAGUUUCAUCUGUUAGUUGAUAUCUUCAUGUCUACUUAUGGACCAAGUAUUUUUAAGAGGAACAUUAAACCUUGGUUAGAUAGCAAACGCCAAUAAGAUGAAGGUUU